Messenger RNA from Ilex paraguariensis (yerba mate), 225 nucleotides. The record is from the annotation of a GenBank genome assembly. NCBI's taxonomy places the organism in Eukaryota, Viridiplantae, Streptophyta, Magnoliopsida, Aquifoliales, Aquifoliaceae.
AUGGGUGAACUCGUCGCGGUUGGGGUUCGUGACGGAGACGAAUUGGAAGAAUGUGAAGUUGACGGUGCCGUUUUGGAUGGAGAAAGUUGGGAAUUGGACGGCUUCGAUGGCAAUUUUUGGGUCCUUGGGCUUGAAGACGAAGAAGUAGAUAGGAUUUCAAAUGAAGAGGAGGCAGCCACAGUUAUGUUCGGAUUGACCUGUUCAAGUUACGUCGCUAGAAAAUAA